Molecule: messenger RNA, 327 nt
Organism: Dictyostelium discoideum AX4
Lineage: Eukaryota; Evosea; Eumycetozoa; Dictyosteliales; Dictyosteliaceae
Exons: 2
Coding region: 1-327 (108 amino acids)
Source: RefSeq, a predicted model, not a curated record
AUGUCAGAACAAUCAUUAGAACAUAUUCUCUUUAUGCAAAUAAAAGAAGAUACAAGUGAUACAGAUAUUAAAAGACUAACUGAUUGUAUGGAAGAACUUAAACAAUUACCAGGUGUUUUAAACAUUUCAUUUGGUAGAAAUUUUAGUGAUAGAAGUGGUGGUUAUAACUGGGGUUAUCGUGUAUUAUUCGAGAAAAAAUCAGAUCUUGAUUUCUAUGGACCACACCCAAUUCAUGAAAAAUUAAAGGCAAUUCUUAAUGAAGUUAAAUCUGGUCCACCACUUGUUUGUGACUAUUUGGUUCCAAAAUUCCCAUUCAACAAAUAUUAA